Acipenser ruthenus (sterlet) is the source of this 3223-nucleotide messenger RNA. Its product is annotated as DNA topoisomerase I, mitochondrial. Gene Ontology annotation, molecular function: DNA binding; DNA topoisomerase type I (single strand cut, ATP-independent) activity. The coding region runs from base 142 to 2457 and encodes 771 amino acids. Gene Ontology annotation, cellular component: chromosome; nucleolus. The record is from RefSeq and is a predicted model, not a curated record. The transcript is spliced from 20 exons. Gene Ontology annotation, biological process: chromosome segregation; DNA replication; DNA topological change. Lineage: Eukaryota; Metazoa; Chordata; Actinopteri; Acipenseriformes; Acipenseridae.
AAAUAUAUUUAAAGAACGACACCAAAUUUAGAUGUGUGCGUUAUUUGUAGCAAACACGUAAGAGUAAAAACCGACAAAAAGUAAUAAUACUACUAAUAGUGUAUUGCAGUCGCCUGAAAACGCUAAAAUGUUGCUUUGCUGAUGGAUUUCUCCAGGGGAGUCUGGUGCGGGGUCGACUCGGCAGGGAGCGCCGACCCUCACUUCUUGGGCAGACAAUCCACCAAGAUGAGACCUGAGGAGAAUCGCAAUGAAGAGAGGAAAAUAAAGAAAAAUAAAUCCGAGGGCAAAAAACCCAGUGCAGAGGAGCUUGGAUCCCGAGCUGACACUUCAAAGAGUAAAAAUAAAAAACAGAAGGAAACUGGGAAGAAAAAGAAAGAAAAAUCAGCAAAGGAACAGAACAAGUCAACAACAUCUCAUAGCGCUGACACAGAAAUGGAAGACUUUGUGAGUGUUGCAAAAGGGAUCGUUAAGGAGGAACCAGAGUACCCUGAUUUCCAUUCGGACAGGAAGAACCGAGUAAAGAAGAGAGCCAGAGAGGAGGAUCCCCAAGAGGAGACACUGGUGGCUAGAAGAAAAAAGAAAGUGAAGACAGAGACUGAGGAGAGAGCAGAGAAGACAAAGAAAGAUGUGAAAGUAAAGAAAGAAAAGAAAGUGAAGGAGGAGCCGCAGAUUGCAGCAGGGGGAAAGAGAAAGAAAACUAAAGAGGAGAUUGAAGCUGCGAGAGCGUUGAAGAUUAAAAAGAAAGAGGAGGAAGAGCAGCAGCGCUGGAGAUGGUGGGAGGAAGAGAAGUAUGAAGAUGGCAUCAAAUGGAAGUUUCUGGAACACAAGGGGGCUUAUUUCCCGCCUGAGUAUGAACCUUUCCCGGACCACGUCAAGUUUUAUUAUGACGGGAAACCUAUGGCUUUGAGCUUGGCAGCUGAAGAAGUGGCUGGUUUUUUUGCUCACAUGUUGGAUCACGAAUACACAACGAAGGAAGUGUUUAGGAAUAAUUUCUUUACGGAUUGGAGAAAGGAAAUGACCCUGAAGGAAAGGAUGAUAAUCACCGACCUGGAGAAGUGCAAUUUCAAUGAAAUGUUCGAAUUCUACAAAAACAAAAUGGAAGCCAAGAGAAAUAUGAGCAAAGAGGAAAAGCAGAAAAUAAAAGAGGCGAAUCAAAAGAUAGUGGAGGUGUUUGGGUUUUGCUUAAUGGACCAGCAUCAGGAGAGGAUUGGGAAUUUCAAGAUUGAACCUCCAGGACUCUUCCGAGGGAGAGGAGACCAUCCCAAACAGGGCAAGCUGAAGAAGAGGAUCCAGCCAGAGGACGUCAUUAUCAACUGCAGCAGAGAUUCGAAGAUACCCGAGCCCCCAUUAGGGCACAAGUGGAAAGAAGUUCGCUUCGACAACACAGUGACCUGGUUGGCCAGCUGGACGGAAAACGUACAGGGCUCCUGCAAAUACAUCAUGCUCAAUGCUAACUCCAAGCUCAAGGGAGAGAAGGACUGGGAGAAGUACGAAGUGGCUCGAAACCUGAAGUCACGCAUUGCGGCAAUCCGGGAAAAGUACAAACAAGACUGGAAAUCCAAGCAGAUGGUAGCCCGCCAAAGAGCUGUAGCACUUUACUUCAUUGACAAGCUGGCUUUGAGGGCGGGUACAGAGAAGGAAGAGGGGGAGACGGCAGACACUGUGGGUUGCUGCUCCCUGCGGGUGGAGCACAUCAAACUUUACCCUGAACUUGACGGACAGCAACACGUGGUCGAGUUCGACUUCCUGGGUAAAGAUUCCAUCCGCUACUACAACAAGGUGCCUGUGAAGAAAUCGGUCUUCAAAAAUCUGAAGCUAUUCAUGGAAAACAAGCAAGGUGAUGACGACCUGUUUGACAGACUGAAUACAUCACUGUUGAAUAAGCAUCUCAAUUCUCUGAUGCCAGGCUUGACUGCAAAGGUUUUUCGAACAUUCAACGCCUCCGUAACUCUGCAGCAACAACUGAAGGAGCUUACGGACUCAUCAGCCAACAUGCCUGAGAAGAUCCUGUCCUACAACAGAGCUAACAGGGCGGUUGCAGUUCUAUGUAACCACCAGCGGGCGCCGCCAAAGACCUUUGAGCAGUCCAUGGCAAACCUGCAGUCGAAGAUUGAGAGCAGAAUGGAACAGCUUGCCCUGGCUAAGAAGGAACUCAAGCUGGCCAAGAAAGAAGCUAAGAAGAGCAAGGAUGAUAAACUCCAAACAGUUCUAGAAAAGAAGAAGAAAUUGGUCCAGAGAUGUGAAGAGCAGCUAAUGAAACUGGAGGUGCAGGCGACGGACAGAGAAGAGAACAAGCAGAUCGCCCUGGGCACCUCCAAGCUGAACUACCUCGAUCCCAGGAUCAGUGUAGCCUGGUGUAACAAUAUGGGGGUGCCUUUGGAUAAAAUCUACAACAAAUCACAGAGAGAGAAGUUUGCAUGGGCGAUCGAUAUGACAGAGUUGGACUUUGAGUUCUGAUCAUUCCUGAUGCACCUCCAUUGGUAUAGCUCUGUACAAGCACUCCAAUAAGACUAUUAGAAAGCGAGCCCUGCAAUACAGUGGAAUACACACUUGUGGUUACUUUUUUUUCUGGUUAAAUCAGCAAUUACCCUUUUCUGUCUUUCUCUCAUUCAUAUAUAUUGCUUUGAAACUGUUAAAAUAUUUACUACUUAUAUACAAAGUACCUAUAUAUUUGUAUGUAGGUUUCCUUUUUAAAAAAUAUAUAUAUUCGGGGCAUGGUAAGAAUGCAAAAAAAAAUUCAGUUAAUGUAGGACAUGAAAUUAGUUAUGUAUGGAAACUAACAUGCAAGGUAAACUCAAGCUCUUAAGGUAACACUAUCUUGCAUGGCAUAAAGUAAUAAAUAGAUAUGCAAUUGUAUAUUAAAUUUACGUUCAGUUAUUCCUUGUUACUUUCCAUUAACAUUUGUCAGAUUAACUGUAUUUUCAAUUAAACGUUAAUAGGAAAUUAUUACAUAUUUUCAAGGGUAACAAAACGUAAUAUAAAUGGAUGUGAUAUGCAAUUACAUUUUCAAUCGACAUUUAUUUAAUAUUUAUUAAAUUUACCAUUAAUAUGCACUUGCAUAUCUAUUUACUAUUAAUUUAUGCCACGCAAUAUAAAGUGUUACCGAUUUUAACUUUUACGGAUGAAAAAUAUGCUACCUAAUUUAAUGGUCAGUAUUUUAAAAUCUGAGGUUUAUAUUGUAAAUGCUCCCAUUUUCAAAAGUCUGUUAUGGUUUCAAUAAAGU